AUGGCAGAAAGAAGUGUUCCUUCUCUUCUCCUCAUCACUCUCUCUCUACUUGGGCUCAACCUUCAUGCGGUGGAGGGACACAUCAAUGCAAUUUAUGUGUUCGGGGACUCGACGGUCGAUGUGGGGAACAACAAUUACCUGCCCUUGCUGACCAGCAGGGAAGCCAAGGCUAAUUUCCCACAUUAUGGGAUCGACUUCCCCACCUCGACGCCGACCGGCAGGUUUAGUAAUGGCCUCAACGCUGCAGACCAGUUGGCCAUAUUGUUGGGCUUUCCAAUGAGCCCACCACCUUAUCUCUCUCUUACGCCAGAGAACUUCACCAUGCAGAUGUUCAGAGGGGUUAACUUUGCAUCAGGGGGAUCAGGGAUCCACGAAUACACUGGAUCACGUUAUAAAGUCAUUUCUAUGGCAGUGCAGAUCCAAUACUUUGCGAUGGUCAGCGGUAUCAUAACAAAAUUAAUGGGUCCAGUUGGGGCCUCAGAUUUCCUUUCCAGAUGUCUAUUCCUCAUCAGCACUGGGAGCAAUGACAUGUUUGAAUACUCCUUUGCCAAGCGUAGCAGCCGCGACGAUGCAAUGUUCUUAGCCGGUCUUACCUCCACAUACAAAGAGCAUUUAAAGGCCUUGUACAACCUUGGAGCAAGGAAAUUUGGCAUAGUGAGCGUCCCACCAUUAGGAUGCUGCCCAUCUCAAAGAGCAAGAAACCACACAGGAGGCUGCUACGAGAUGCUGAAUGGGCUGUCCGGAAAGUUUUAUCCGGCCAUCGGAGAAGUCUUGCAAAAUCUACACUCGGAGUUGCCGGACAUGAAGUAUGCUCUUGGAAACAGCUUUUCAAUGGUCGGCUCUAUCUUGGAGAGCCCAAAGCCAAAAUUUAAGGAGCUCAAAUUUGCAUGUUGCGGAUAUGGGAAGUUUUAUGGAGAAUACCAGUGCAAUCAGACAUUUCCAUACUGUGCUAACCGGACUGAGUAUUUGUUCUGGGAUUGGUUCCACCCAACACAGGCUGCUUCAGAGAUGGCAGCUGAAGCUCUCUACGGUGGCUCGAAAAAAAUUGUCACCCCAAUGAACUUCAAGCAAUUGGCUGAGAAUGACCGUUAGAGGAAG
Phoenix dactylifera (date palm) is the source of this 1098-nucleotide messenger RNA. The record is from RefSeq and is a predicted model, not a curated record. Lineage: Eukaryota; Viridiplantae; Streptophyta; Magnoliopsida; Arecales; Arecaceae.